Messenger RNA from Penicillium egyptiacum, 432 nucleotides. NCBI's taxonomy places the organism in Eukaryota, Fungi, Ascomycota, Eurotiomycetes, Eurotiales, Aspergillaceae. The record is from the annotation of a GenBank genome assembly.
AUGUCGUUCCCAGAAUCCGAAAAAUAUUCCCCCUCCAAGCAACCGAAACACCUUACCAUGAGCCCAACCCCCUCGGGCGACUCAUUGUACUUCGGCUCCAGUGUUGCGCUCGAACAACGGAGGCAGUCCGAAGCCGAAAUGAACAUGAAUGAUGCUGCUUCCCACCAAGCCGAGGGGCAGGAAGGUGCUCUCGGAGGCAUUGAAAACCAAUUCAAUUGGAUGGCGCCUAGCGGCUCGAUUUCUGAGUUUGGGAAUUCCGUUAGCUCCGCCACCCAAGAGAAGAUUGUCGCCGCUAAGGAUACUCUAAUGGAGGGAGCGUUACCUGCUGCGCAAGGAGCGAUACGUACCGUUCAGGGUCACAUUCGCACCAUCUCAGGUGGAUCAAAUGAAGUCGAGGAGACGGUAUCUCAAGGUAUGUUCUUGCUUCCAUGA